Molecule: messenger RNA, 2074 nt
Organism: Rubroshorea leprosula
Lineage: Eukaryota; Viridiplantae; Streptophyta; Magnoliopsida; Malvales; Dipterocarpaceae
Source: the annotation of a GenBank genome assembly
GCACGCAAAUCCAAACCGAUUGGACUGUAAUUGAUAACCCUUUCUCUUCUUCAAUACGCUGAUAUUGAUUUGGCCUCCUUUGUACGCGUCUCCUUCCCUCAGCUUCCUUCUUCCAUUUCUCUGGUUCAACCACGUUCAAUACUUUCAUUCCCUUUCAUUUUUCUCUGUUUAUAUAGCAAAAACAACAUUCCCCAAAACAAACCAGAAUAAAUUCCCCUUGUUUUCCCCUUAAAGUUUUGGUUUUUAACUUGGAUACCAUAGAAAAAAAAAGCUUUCCCUUUUUGGUCUCUGUUUUGGGUUUCAGUGAAUAAGAGAUGAUGCACCAUCACCGGCACCAUUACGGGAAGAAGGGUGGAGGGGAUAUCGAGAAGGAUGAAGAAGCACAGAGUUUUAUUUUGGUGUGGGAAAACUCUGGAUACUGCAGGAAGAAAAGGACUAAACUUGUGUCUUUCCUUUUGCUCUCUCUUAUGUGUUGCAGCUUAAUCCUUGUAGCUCUCCCCUUUACCCCUUCCUUCUCCUGGUUUCGUCUUUAUUCAUUUGGUGUCCAAAAUGAAGGCCUUUAUGUAAAUGCUUCUCUUUGUUCUUCAGUCUCCAAUGGGACAAUUUGCUGUGACAGGAGUCAUUAUCGUUCUGAUGUUUGUAUAAUGAAGGGUGAUAUUAGAACACAUUCUGCCUCCUCUGCUAUAUUCUUGUAUAGAUCAGAAGACAGCAAUGGAUUCAUUAGUUAUGUUCCACACCCUGGUGAAGAUGAUGGGGAAUAUAGAGAACUUCAACAUGAGAAGAUCAAACCGUAUACCCGAAAAUGGGAAACAAGUGUGAUGGAUACAAUUGAUGAAUUAAACCUCAUAUUGAAGAGAGAAAAUUUGGGUAUUGGCCACCGCUGUGAUGUUAUUCAUGAUGUUCCAGCAAUAGUUUUCUCAACGGGAGGCUAUACUGGGAACCUUUAUCAUGAAUUUAAUGAUGGGAUUUUGCCAUUGUACAUCACUUCCCAGCAUUUGAACAAGAAGGUUGUGUUUGUGAUGCUUGAAUAUCAUGAUUGGUGGAUUAUGAAGUAUGGGGAUAUCCUGUCACAUCUGUCAGAAUACCCGGCUAUAGAUUUUACAGGAGACAAUAGAACUCAUUGCUUCCCGGAGGCAAUUGUUGGUCUGAGGAUACAUGAUGAGCUCACUGUGGACUCUUCACUUAUGAAUGGGAAUAGGAGCAUUGUUGAUUUUAGAAACCUUCUAGACAGAGCUUACUGGCCUAGAAUUAGAGGUCUGAUUCAGGAUGAGGAGCAAGAUGAGAAGGAAAAGCUCUCGCAGUCCCCAUCAUCUGAAUCCUCAUUAGAGACUAGGGAAAAGGUGCUAGGAGAUCAACCGAGGAAACCCAAACUAGUUAUCUUGUCUCGAAAUGGUUCUAGAGCAAUAACAAACGAGAAUUUGUUGGUGGAAGCAGCAGAGAAAAUUGGUUUCCAGGUUCAAGUUUUGAGGCCUGAAAGAACAACAGAACUGGCUAAGUUUUACCGGGCCCUUAAUUCAAGUGAUGCCAUGGUUGGUGUCCAUGGUGCUGCAAUGACACAUUUUCUAUUUAUGAGACCUGGAUCUGUGUUUAUCCAAGUUAUUCCCCUUGGAACAGAUUGGGCAGCAGAGACAUAUUAUGGAGGGCCUGCAAGGAAGCUUGGUUUGAAGUAUAUCGGCUACAAGAUUCUUCCUCGAGAGAGCUCUUUGUAUGACAUCUAUGAGAAAAAUGAUCCUGUUCUCAGAAAUCCAAGUAGUGUGACUGAAAGGGGAUGGCAAUAUACAAAGGAGAUUUAUCUUGGGAGUCAGACUGUGAGAUUAGACCUUAGAAGAUUUCAGAAGCACCUCGAUCGAGCUUAUGACCACUCCAUUAAAAUCAACAAACGCUUUCGACAUCAAUCUCAGUAAUUUUUCAGUUGAGUCAUUUUUCACUCGUUAUCAUACAUCAUCUUGGCUGCUACACAUUAGUUAGGACAACAACAGAACUGUAAGCUUUACUUGUAAAGUGUAGUAAUCAUCUUAUCCUUCCUCGUUUUGUACAGAUAGCAGCAAGAAAGAAAUAAAACUUGAUCUUGGUA